Molecule: messenger RNA, 4411 nt
Organism: Orbicella faveolata
Lineage: Eukaryota; Metazoa; Cnidaria; Anthozoa; Scleractinia; Merulinidae
Biological process (GO): DNA integration
Molecular function (GO): nucleic acid binding
Source: RefSeq, a predicted model, not a curated record
UUUCCGCGUGGUCCUAACCUGGUGCAAAAACCUUUGUAUUUAGUAGGCACCGUCCAUAAUCUGCUCCAAGUGUAAAUUGUUCACUCGAUGGACGAUAAAACUGGAUGACUUAAUGCCGGGGAAUCUAUGGGAAGCAGAUUAUGCGUCGACGUGCAUUCUAAGAAACGGUUCACAGAGAAUUCAAGAGAAUAGAACAAACUGAUCACGUGCAACGCCUUCGGGCAUCAUGCAUAAAACCUAAAACCGGAACAAACAGGUCCACAUUGCAAGUAGGUCUCAGUACUAUUCGAAGUUUACGUAGCAUUCAACGACUGCAAACAUUGCUACUCCCUCUGGAAGAAGAUGUUUGCUCAUUCUGUGAUAACCUCCAGCAGUUAUGUCCAGGCAGCGAAACAACGUGUCUCCCACAAACAUGGCUAGAUAAUUACAAUGGUCUCUAGACAACUCAGCAUUGCUCAAGUCAUACGAUUCGAAAUUGAAGUUGCCGAUAUUCAAUUGCUACUUCAAAAAUUAAAAAAAAAAGCAAUAACUCGAAAUUAGCUUAAAAUGUUCGUGUUGGCAUAUUUCGGUCUGAAACAGACAGCCUUCUUAAUACACCGACAGAAAGAAGUCAAUAAAAAUCAAGUGAGUCAUUUGAAAUUUUCGAGUGAUUUUCUAAAGUUUUGUUAUUGUUACUUUAAUUUUAGUUUACUCUCUUGGCUCCUCCGUAGCUUGCAACAAAGUGCAUAUCGACAUCUCUCCACGCCGGGCUAUUUGUCUCGAGAAAUGAGCAUUUCUGAGCUGGCGAAAACAAGUUGUAUCAUGCUUUCGUGCCAAAUGGUCCGGCGUGCUCCUGAAGGAUGCGAAAGAUCGUCACAAUAAAUGGCUAACGCUCACUGAAUAAUUCCAUCCUUGUUCGCGGUCUACAAUUAGCCCAUUUCCACUGUUUCACACUGAAUUUAUACACAUUUUCCAAUUGACUAUGCCAGCAUUCAAACGUCCAAAGGAUAGGAGAAAAAAUUAUACUGUGCGCUUAGAUUAUUCGCUUUUGUAACAAUGUAUUUUUGAUAAUUACGUAAAAUCAAAGGUGAAUGUGCUUUGGUUAAAGAAAAGAAUGCGAACUUUCAGGUUCCCUGUAAGACGUCGUCUCCAAAUUCUUCAACAAGUGAAGAACUCGCCCACCCGAGUUGUCUCGCCCCCCGAGACGGGUUCGCAAUCCUAAUGUAAACGGUUGGUUGAUUUUGCAAAGAAAUAAGCUAAAAGUUAGCUCGGCCGGGGUAAGGCGGGGGGAGGGUUGUCUCGGGUACCCAGGGAGUUUGACCUGUCACGGCCGAGUGAUUUUUCGGUGUAGGAUUUCUCAUCUUGACGUCCUCCUCUUGUUAUCGCCUGUUGUCAUUAAACCCGGAGAGAUAUCCUGAAUAAAAUUGCUCUACUCUGAUCUUCAAGUCGCGAGGCAAAAACAUGCCGUGAGAAGUAUAACUUCGUUCAGCGGAACUGUCAAAGAAGUCUUAAAAAGAAGACGGCGAAGCUAAGGCAUCUUAUAACGAUUUUUGCUGCGUCUCUCGGUGUAAAUCUAAAAGUUAUUGCGAAAGUUUCAAAUGCAGAGUUUCAACCGAGAAUUUACAUUAUAUGUAUUGUAGUAUUUGACAUAGGAGAUCAUUUAACUGCGGUGAAAUGUUUGCCGAUAGCAGCGGAAAGUUUCUAGAGAAUAUGUCCGGUUUCAAGUGAAAGUCCGCUUCAAUCUUUCAAAUGGACGGCAGAAAGGCCAAGUUUAGUGAAUUCAUAUUCACUGAAUUGUUCUUGGACAAUGCUGUUGAGCGGCGAAAUCACUAACACUCUCGCAAUCGGGUUGGAGGUGGAAAGCUUUGCCAAACAAAACACUCGAUAAAUUGAAAUCCUUCCAAAGCCUGUUAGCAGAAUCGCAAGAACAUCACAGCUUGCCAAGCGUGACGCAUAUGGAAAGCCAAAUGGUGCAAAAUUCAAGGAACAAAAUUGGCCUUACGUUCAACAAAUUUGCUAUCAAGGUCAAGAGAGACUUCAAUCAAGUUCAACAAAAUCAGUUCACGUUCAACCGAUUUUCUCUCAAGGUCAAGACAUUUAGAAUCAAGCUCAACAAAAUAACGUCUUCACUUUCAACAGAUGUCCUUUCAAGGGCAAGAGGUAUUUGAGUCAAGCUCAAGAGAUCACUUAAGCUACUUUCAACGUAAAAUUUCUCUCAGUUUCAAACUUCGUUCCAUAUCAUCCCCAAAUUCCCCGUCACGUUUCAGCAACUCGACCUUUCAAGAAGCCGCGAAUGACAUGACGCUCAACGUAGCCAAAUUGCAGCAUCAACAACCCAAAUACGUUGUCAACAACCUCGCCAACCAGUCAACAAAGUAGUUAACCCACAAUGCAACGUGUGGAACAGACUUCGUAUACUGUUCAUGAAGUAUUUACCCAUAAUGCAUCUCGCAAAUUUUCCCGCCAAAAAUCAAAGAUGGCUACAAACAUGGCAGAAACUUCAACUACCGAAGAAUGGGACAAUUUCUUUGAAGAAUUGGUCCGUUUAUUGACUGAUUAUGAAGCAUUGUACGACUCACCAGAUUGUAUAUUGCAAGAAAAUGUAUUUAUUCGAAUGGAGUCCGCUCUUCUUGCUCUUCAACAAGUCAUACCUUCAGCGAUCGAGAGAGGACUAAACUGCGCAUCAGUUCUGCAAGAAAUUUUCACAAACUUUCGAAUUUUGUUUUUAGAGUGGACAAGACGUAGGGAAACUCAAACAAGCUCUCCUUGCAACAACCUGGCAGUUUAUUCGCUAGAAAUCCCCAAAGUUGAGCGAAGUGGUCGGCCGGGCAGGCCGAGGUUUGAAAUCAGCGAGGAUGUUCUUUUGGAAUUGCGCUCUUAUGGUUUUACUUGGAAACAAAUUGCAGACAUGCUCCUUGUUUCAAGGUGGACUAUAAGGAGACGUGUUGUUGAAUUUGGCUUACAGGAAACAACAGGAUUUUCUGCAUUAUCUGAUGAACAAAUUGACUUUUAUGUCAAACAGUUUAUUGAAGAGCAUGGCAAUCUUGUGGGAUGUUCCAUAGUUCAAGGUUUUCUUAAGUCACUUGGCUUCAGACUACAGCGCCGCAAGGUAAGAGCAAGUAUUUCUCGAGUAGAUCCGCAUAACUCUCGCAUCAGAUGGGCAAUUGUUGUUUCAAGAAGAGCUUAUUCAGUGCAAGGGCCAAACAGUUUGUGGCACAUUGAUGGCCACCACAGCCUCGUGAACUGGGGAUUUGUUAUACAUGGAGCAAUAGACGGUUUUUCAAGAUUGAUAGUGUAUCUUCACUGCUCCACGAAUAACAGAAAGGAAACUGUAAGUCAACUUUUUCUCUCUGCUACUGAGCGCUAUCACUGGCCUUCAAGGUUACGGAGUGAUCAUGGUGGAGAAAAUGUGGGCGUGUGGCAGUUAAUGGAAGAGGUGCGUGGUCCAAAUAGAGGAAGUUUCCUGGCUGGAACAUCGGUGCACAAUCAACGCAUCGAGCGUCUCUGGCGGGAUGUGUUUUGCACUGUGUGUCAUAUUUUUUAUUACACAUUUCAGGCCAUGGAAGAAUCAGGACUCCUUCAGCGAAACAAUAGUUUACACAAGUUUGUACUACACUACAUUUUUACCCCCAGAAUAAAUAAGGCCCUCCAGUCCUUUUCUGCUGCAUGGAAUUAUCAUCCCAUGAGAACGGAGCGCCAAUGGUCACCAUUUCAGAUGUGGACAAAUGGGGUGCUUGACAUGAGAAAUCAUUCACUUAUAGGCAUUUCUGAUAUAGCAGAAUCCGGGGGAGAUGUUGAUGACCUAGAAUGGUAUGGGUUUGACCCUUUUGCACCAACACCCAGUGAUGAUGGACUUUCCACGGUAGAGGUUGAAGAUGUCGAUAUUGACUUACCCACUGACAUCUUAACUUUGCUUAGGCAAAGUAUUGAUCCUUUGCAACAUUCCAAUAGUUUUGGUAUUGAUUUGUUUCAGAAUGCUUUAUUGGUUCUAACACAAGCUGGAGAGUAUAAUAACAGAUCUCAAGAGUGAUGAGAAUGACAUAUCAUGAAUGCCAACUUAAUGGUGUACCUUCUGGGAAAGGGGAUUUGAAUUAUGCUAGUGGCAGUAUGAAACCUUGUUCUCUGUUGUGGUACAAAGACAUCACAGAACAUGUGUCACACAUACACUGUUUGAACAAGAUAAACAAAUUUGUCCUUUAUAAACAAUGAAACUAUUUUUGAGGAUCUCAAGAAUACAGUGACCCCCAACUAUGAAUGGCCAAUAGUUCACAGGCAAAGCUUGGAUGAACUACUUUACCUAUCAGCUACUUUAUCAAAAUAAAUAGUGUACAUUAUUUUAAAACGAUCUUCUGUUUUUGGUGGUGACUAGUGUAAAUGCCUGGUUAAUGCAUGAAGUGGCUAGAUUCUCCAAGCUUCUUUACCAAUGAAGUAU